AUGCGCGACAACGACGGAGAGAACGGGCCAGCGGAUACGGGAGGGAUCGUCCAAGAAGGUGGCCCGCCUAGUCCAGCCCGAGCAGGCAAGUGCUGUGCAAUGAUACGUCUCCGAAAGACGAUGUGGGUGCUAGCGAAGGACGUGGAGAGCGUGUUCUCUCUGGGGGUAUGGGAAGCGACACUACUGUCCCCAGAAACGCACCCGGCGCAACUUGUGUCGGCUGUGCGUCACGUCGAUGAAGAGGCUGGCCCCAAAACAGCGCCAAAAUUCGGCGGCGACGCGGGUGGCAAUGUCAAGGAUGUGUGCGAGGGCGGAAACGGAGACGAUUCAACGCUCGGAAAUGCCUCGAAAGGCCAAGUUGGCGAUGGUGACGAGGAUGAUGAAGUGCUCCUGCCGACUUCAUGGGGCGAGUACAGACGGAGCUUUUUCGGCGACUGCAAAGCGGGACCGGCGCUCGAUGGGCUGCACUCUCGUUUGGUACCAACUGCCACAUACAAACGCUAG
This is a messenger RNA of Phytophthora infestans T30-4, 504 nucleotides long. RefSeq lists its product as uncharacterized. The coding region runs from base 1 to 504 and encodes 167 amino acids. NCBI's taxonomy places the organism in Eukaryota, Oomycota, Peronosporomycetes, Peronosporales, Peronosporaceae. The record is from RefSeq and is a predicted model, not a curated record. The transcript has 4 exons.